AUGUCCUCGCUUUCCGAGCCUCGGCGGCCGCGUCUGUUGCCGCAGAACCGCAAGCUGCGUCACCUCAAGGGCCUCUCGCUGCGCAACCUCUCGUUCGCGCCCAUGCAGCUGCGGACGGCCGACGAUGCCGCCCUCAGCCUCGCCCGCAGCAGCCCCGGCAAGCUGGGCGCGCUGAGGCAGUCCGGGCAGCUCCACGGCUCGCGAUCCUCGGACAACCUGCGCCAGGACGCCGCCGACAGCGCCAGAUCGCAGAUGCCGCGCAGGACCAGCCUCAGCACCCUCAGCACCAGCCCGGCGCAGCGGCAGCGGCGCCUCAAGCAGCUCCUGGACGAGACCCUGGGAGACGUCUUCUUCUCCCUCCACGUCGCCGGCAUCGACGAGCCCGUCUACGUCAGCGAAGUGCGCGAGAGAUCGGCGAACUUCAACUUCCAAUUCUUCGACCUCGCGGCCCGGGGGAGCUCCGUCUCUCGAGCGUGCCGCAUCGUCAUUCGAGUGUGGGCCAGGCAGCUGAAGCAGGCCACAUGGACCUUUCUGCUGGAGGAGCUGGUUGAUCUCAGGGAGCUCAGGUUCAUCGGCACGCUGCUGGACCGCCGAUACCCCCCGAAUGCGCUCAUCUUCCACCUCGAGGAUGGCGUCUACUCUUUCGACUUUCCGACACGAGAGUCCGCGCCGCGAAACGCCGCUCCCGUUGCGACGUCCUCCUACAAUGCGCUCAUGAAGCUGGCCAACCUCGAGAGCUCCAUUGAGGACGCCAUCCAGACGCAGCACCGGAUCACGGAGCAGAUCAACGACAUUCUUGCCAGCCGUACAACCGAUGCGCCGGACCUGGCCGAGCAGGAGGCUGCUUUAGCCCAGAAGUACGUUGCCAUGCAGCAGCGCACAAACCGGCUUGCACAGGCGAGGAGGGACCAACUGCAGGAGUCGCUGCGCGAGCGCAGUGCUGCCAUUGCCAGGGGCAGAGAGCUCCAGGACAAGGUGGACGAAGACAUCAGGAACAACCGCGAAACGCUCGCAGCCUCCAAGCAGCUGCUGGAGCAGACGCAGCAGCAGAUCCGCGGUCAGCGGCGCCGCAUCUGCUCCGAGCUGGCCGACAUCUUCCCCAUCACGCCCAUACCCAAUGCGCCGCCGCUUUCCUUCCAGAUCUGCAACGUGCCGCUUCCAAACUCGACGUACGACGCCGCCACCGCCAAGACCAUCAACGAAGACGUCCUCUCAGCCGGGCUGGGGCUCGUCGCGCUACUCACGCGCCACCUGCAGUUCUAUCUGUCACAUGCGCUGCCUUAUCCCCUAUAUCACUUUGGCUCUCGCUCCUAUGCAAAAGACGAAAUCUCGCUGCUCUCGGACAAGGGCGGUUCGCGCCGAGAGUUUCCCCUGUAUCUGCCCAGGGGGGGAUCCACCGCCCUACAGUGGCGCUUCGAAUACGCCUGGUUCCUCCUCAACAAGGACAUUGAAUCCCUCUGCGCCUCCCAGGGCCUCAAGGUCGUCGACAUUCGACAUACGCUCCCGAACCUCAAGUAUCUCCUCUACGUCUGCAGCGCCGGCACGGAAGAGGUUCCGGCGCGGAAAAGGGGCGGCGUCAGGGGCCUGUGGGCCAGCAGGCUGAAAGGAAGGACCUCGGGCGUGCCGUCGCUGGUGGAUGGCGAGAGCAGCAGCGCUGCGGUCAGCAGGCGUGGGAGCGCGGAUAGUGAGCUGGCCGGCCAACACGCUGAUGUGCUGAGGAAUGCCCUUGCCCAGAAUAACAGCACUGCGCAUGGCAGCCUCAACGGCAACGGCAAUGGGGAUGUCAGUCAUGGCUCAGGGGGGGUGGUGGCGGCGGCGGCUGAUGGGGCUUGGAGUCCGGACGGAGACUUGGGCUUGCCGUUUGGUGUUGGCGAUGCAAAGUUUACGCUGAGGACAAAGGGCCUCAGGGAGAAUAUUGCUGGGUGA
This is a messenger RNA of Trichoderma reesei QM6a, 1926 nucleotides long. RefSeq lists its product as uncharacterized. The record is from RefSeq and is a predicted model, not a curated record. Gene Ontology annotation, molecular function: SNARE binding. Bases 1 to 1926 code for a protein of 641 amino acids. Lineage: Eukaryota; Fungi; Ascomycota; Sordariomycetes; Hypocreales; Hypocreaceae. Gene Ontology annotation, biological process: SNARE complex assembly. Gene Ontology annotation, cellular component: lytic vacuole; endosome; phosphatidylinositol 3-kinase complex, class III, type II. The transcript is spliced from 2 exons.